UCAUAAAUAUAGCACAAGCGUUCUAGAGACAUAUAUACAAGGAAACAAGGUGCCUUUCAGUUUCCUUUUUAUGCUCGUGGUUCAAUUUGUUACUAUCGUAACGGAGCGUGCGAUAUACUUACGAAAGGCGUUGGUUGUCAAAAUCGUGUUCCAUUUCGUAACGGUUAUUGGAAUACACAUAUGGAUGUUCUUUUUGGUGCCAUAUGUUACAGCGCACAGUUUCGGGGCUACCGCACCAACCGUCUUUUAUCUUAUCAAAUGCCUUCAUAUGUUAUUAUCAGCCUAUCAAAUGCGUUGUGGCUACCCAAGGCGCAUUUUGGGAAAUGUAUUUACAAAAAGUUUUUCAAUGGUUAACUAUGUAGCGUUUAAAGUUUACAUGGAAAUACCAUUUCUCUAUAUUCUUCGAACAAUGCUGGAUUGGUUAUGCAUUGAUACCACACUUACAGUUAUGGAAUGGAUUAAGAUGGAAGAUAUUUUUCAAUCUGUAUUUAUAGUGCGAUGCUAUAGGCAAAUGGAUGCAGAUUUUCCAGUUUUACGGGGUGAGCCGAAGGCGUUUUAUGCCAAAUGCCUAAUAGGUGGAACUAUUAUAUUAAUAUUAAUAGCACUCAUAUGGAGCCCGUUAUUUCUAUUUGCCCUUGUCGGAACAGUGGGCAAACCGAAUGUUCCUCGCAGAGCUGAUAUAGCCGUUAAAAUUGGACAUUAUGAACCUAUUUAUGUUUCUCAAAGUUAUUCUGGUAUACACCAGUUUACUGAUGAUAACUAUAAAGAGCUGAUUAAGAGCUUUAAUUUCGAUAUAUUUGCCACUGAUCAUAUUAUGAUAUAUGAUUCCGUGGAUAUUACCGCAGUUAAAUUUGAUGCCAACUCAGUGACAUUAUGGAAUAUGUCACCACCUGAUAAGAAACGUUUGUUAAGCGACUUAAAUACAGGUAAAAAAAUGGAUAUUCGAAUAAGAUUAUCAUUUAAUUGCGGCGUUAUGACUGAUACAAUACUAUAUGAAACGACAUACUCCCUUACCAAGAAUAGGGAAUUGACUCGUGAAAUGCUCAUAAAAACGUUGUCUGAUGAAAAUAGUAAUGAAAAAGUCGUUGUACCUGAAAUAUUACCAAAAUUCAUUACAGUUCAGAAAAUGCAGGUGUAUGCAAAAUUUAUCAAAGAUUUCGAUGGUGCGUAUAUAUAAUUUAUAUUUAUUAUUUAACUAUGCUAUGCACUAUGCUACCCACUUAGUGUUUUUCUUAAACUAAAAACUACAAGCACAGCCGCUGAAAUCUCCGCACUUAAGGCAGUGCACAAUUUUAAUACAGCCGUUUUUGGAAUACAUAAAAUUACCAGAUUCUUUGGAUUCAUUGCUUUUAGCGUAAUGUGGACAUUCUGCGAUUGUGUUGUGAUGAAACCUGUACAGGUAACAGCUAAAACACCCAUGACUAUUGACUACAAAUUCAUACCUGAGUUGUGUUCAGAAUGGUAGCAUUGAAUACAUUGCUUACAAUCGGCUGUUUUGCUUCUGACCACAUGUGUUCAGUCUGCCAUUUCGGUCGGUUCUGUGGGUGUAUUUUUAUUUAUUUUCUUAAUUUCACGCUCGUUUUCUAUGCCGUCUUGGAUGUUUUUCCGUUGUCGUAAACAAAGCCAUGCUGGCUAUAUGGUUGUCCGGAGACAAGUCGUUUCUGCCCACCACGUGCUCGGUGUACUCAACCAUCCCGUACCUACAAUGCUCUUAGUACAUGUCGUCUUCAUGCAGGUAAGCUUGCCACGUCGUUUCGAAAUUCUUGCGCUUUAGCUCGUUUUCGAUGGUUAGGAAACCUAAGAGUUGCUAUGUGCGCAUUUAAAAUAUUCUGGCUUCGAUAACACGCAUACUUUCAUAUUUUGUUUAUAAAUAGAACAGUUUAAGCGCUUAUGUGCUUUGCAAAGUUGACAAGGAGACCCUACGUGCGGCCAGCCCUACGGCGCCACAAGACUAAGGAUCGAGCCACAAAAGGCAGAGCUUCAACAGGCGAAGAAGAAAGUCCUUUUCAAUAGCGUUUUACCACCCUGGUCUAAAGUCUGGGGCGAGGGAACCUGAAAGGCAAUCCAACUCUGGGUCUUCUCUGAAUUGUUAAAAAAUAAGAGAGACAGACAACUGUAUGGUUAUUGGUUGUAGAUUUGUUAAUAUCGAUUGUGCGGACUGCGGGCCAGAGGUGGGACUACACCCAGAGAACCGAUGAGCCAGUCGGCGCGGAACAAACCAAAGCGUGAAACGAUCAGUUCCGUAACACUAUUAGCAUUACUCCAUAUAUCCAUAUCCAGACGCGCAUCUUUUUUGAA
Messenger RNA from Drosophila virilis, 2298 nucleotides. The record is from RefSeq and is a predicted model, not a curated record. NCBI's taxonomy places the organism in Eukaryota, Metazoa, Arthropoda, Insecta, Diptera, Drosophilidae.